Messenger RNA from Fukomys damarensis (Damara mole-rat), 3759 nucleotides. RefSeq names its product collectin subfamily member 12 (gene Colec12). The coding region runs from base 1 to 3102 and encodes 1033 amino acids. The record is from RefSeq and is a predicted model, not a curated record. The transcript is spliced from 14 exons. Gene Ontology annotation, molecular function: pattern recognition receptor activity; low-density lipoprotein particle binding. Lineage: Eukaryota; Metazoa; Chordata; Mammalia; Rodentia; Bathyergidae.
AUGCCAUUUAGUGUCCUCGGCUCUGUGGUAGAAGGGUCGCGCUAUGGGAAGAGGCGGUGCGAGGUGACCAUGUUCACCUCACGUGAUCCUGGAAUCUUGAAGAUUUGCCAGACGCACCGUGGGCAGCGAGGAAUGAGCAGCGGCGGGCGCAAUGGGUGGUGGCGGAGGAGAAGGAAUUUGAGCAAGAGCAAAGGGCAUGAGGGGAGGCUGCGGCGUAACGCUGACCUGAGUGACAUGUGCACGGCGGUGAAUUUACUUCGCCUGUGCGGGAGACACUCGGCUGGAAGCACAGGCAGAGGGAAGAUGAGCGUCCAGAGUGGUGGCACAGGUCUCACCCAGGCACUGCGCAGGGAGGUGGAGCAGGAAGGAGGCAGGAGAUUAGGAUGUCAGCGAAAUGGUCGCAGCGGAGCAUCAAAGCGAGCGGUUGAGGGAUGGGCUGGCGCGGUGCAGACGCAGGCUCCAGGUCCCGGGUUGGUGCCCUGCGCGGUCCCGGCCCGGGGAGGGAGGCGCCUUCCGACCGCGCUGGCCGCGUUUCCAGCCUCGCCGGGCUGCGCCCUGACUCCAGGGCUGCUGCAGGGAAAGUUUCCAGAGUCUGCACAGUCGGUGCCCGCCGGUUCCCUGCCUUCCCAGGGCGCUGCGUCCCCACGCGAAGGGGCCAGGAAGUGGGGGGCGCCCGGAGAGGGGGGGGAGACUUUUGCAGCUUUCUGCACAGAGCCUUUCAAAAUUUCUCGGAAUGCUACGAGGGGAGGACCAGCCCGGCAAGCGUUUGAAGUCCAAAGAGAGUUUGCAUCCCCUGAAGAUUCAGCUAGCCGAGGACUGACACUUUCCAGUGAGAAAACACACCUCCAUUUGGUGACGGGAAAAGCCUGCUGCACUUCGGACGACUUCGCAGAGGAGGAGGAGGUGCAGUCCUUCGGUUACAAGCGGUUUGGUAUUCAGGAAGGAACACAAUGUACCAAAUGUAAGAGUAACUGGGCACUGAAGUUUUCUAUCAUAUUAUUAUACAUUUUGUGUGCCUUACUGACCAUCACAGUAGCCAUUUUGGGAUAUAAAGUUGUAGAGAAAAUGGACAAUGUGACAGGUGGCAUGGAGACAUCUCGCCAAAACUAUGAUGACAAGCUCACAGCAGUGGAAAGUGACCUGAAGAAAUUAGGGGACCAAACUGGGAAGAAAGCGAUCAGCACCAAUUCGGAACUUUCCACGUUCAGGUCGGACAUUCUGGAUCUUCGCCAGCAGCUUCGUGAGAUUACAGAAAAGACCAGCAAGAACAGAGACACGCUGGAGAAGCUACAGGCAGGUGGGGAUGCGCUGGUGGACAGGCAGCGCCAGCUGAAAGAAACUCUGGAGAACAAUUCUUUCCUCAUCACCACUGUCAACAAAACCCUCCAGGCGUACAAUGGCUAUGUCACGAACCUGCAGCAAGACACCAGCGUGCUCCAGAGCAACCUGCAGAACCAGAUGUACUCCCACAGUGUGGUCAUCAUGAACCUCAACAACCUGAACUUGACCCAGGUGCAGCAGCGGAACCUCAUCACCAACCUGCAGCGGUCGGUGGAUGACACCAGCCAGGCCAUCCAGCGCAUCAAGAACGACUUCCAGAACCUGCAGCAGGUUUUCCUUCAAGCCAAGAAGGACACGGACUGGCUGAAGGAGAAAGUGCAGAGCUUGCAGACACUGGCCGCCAACAAUUCCGCCUUGGCCAAGGCCAACAACGACACCUUGGAGGAUAUGAACAGCCAGCUCAGCUCCUUCACAGGGCAGAUGGACAACAUCACCGCCACCUCACAGGCCAACGAGCAGAACCUGAAGGACCUUCAGGACUCGCACAAGGACGCAGAGAACAGAACGGCAAUCAAGUUCAGCCACCUGGAGGAACGCUUCCAGCUCUUUGAGACGGACAUCGUGAGCAUCAUUAGCAACAUCAGCUACACAGCCCACCACCUGCGGACGCUGACCAGCAAUCUGAACGAAGUGAGGACCACUUGCACGGAUACCCUAACCAGGCACACUGACGACUUGACCUCCCUGAAUAACACCCUGGCCAACAUCCGCUUGGACUCGGUCUCUCUCAGGAUGCAGCAAGAUCUGAUGCGAUCCCGGUUAGACACGGAGGUAGCCAACUUGUCAGUGAUUAUGGAAGAAAUGAAGCUCGUGGAUUCCAAGCACGGUCAGCUUAUCAAGAAUUUCACCAUCCUGCAAGGUCCUCCUGGCCCCAGGGGUCCAAAAGGCGACAGAGGCUCUCAGGGUCCCCCAGGUCCAACUGGCAACAAAGGACAGAAAGGAGAAAAGGGGGAGCCUGGGCCCCCCGGCCCCACCGGUGAGAGAGGCCCAGUCGGACCGGCUGGGCCCCCUGGAGAGCGCGGCAGCAAAGGCUCCAAAGGCUCCCAGGGACCCAAAGGCUCCCGUGGGUCCCCUGGGAAGCCUGGCCCGCAGGGUCCCAGUGGAGACCCCGGCCCCCCGGGCCCAGCAGGCAAGGAUGGGCUCCCUGGCCCCCAGGGCCCUCCCGGCUUCCAGGGACUGCAGGGCACCGUGGGAGAGCCUGGGGUGCCUGGACCACGAGGACCUCCGGGCCUGCCAGGGGUGCCAGGCAUGCCAGGACCCAAGGGCCCCCCUGGUCCCCCAGGGCCAGCAGGGGCAGUGGCACCCCUGGCUCUACAGAAUGAACCAACCCCCGUACCGGAGGCCAAUGGCUGUCCGCCCCACUGGAAGAACUUCACAGACAAGUGCUACUAUUUUUCGGUGGAGAAAGAAAUCUUUGAGGACGCGAAACUUUUCUGUGAAGACAAGUCCGCACAUCUCGUUUUCAUAAACACAAGAGAGGAGCAGCAAUGGAUAAAAAAGCAGGUCGUGGGGAGAGAGAGCCACUGGAUUGGCCUCACAGACUCGGAACAAGAAAACGAGUGGAAGUGGCUGGACGGGACCCCUGCAGAUUACAAGAAUUGGAAAGCUGGACAGCCAGAUAACUGGGGUCACGGCCACGGGCCUGGAGAGGACUGUGCAGGGUUGAUCUAUGCCGGGCAGUGGAACGAUUUCCAGUGCGAAGACAUCAACAACUUCAUUUGCGAAAAAGACAGGGAGACAGGACCAUCGCUGGCAUUAUGAUGGACCGGGCUGUAAUGACGUGAACAAAUUUCCACACAGCUUCUCCAGGGUAAAAGACCCCCCCACCCUUGGACUGCAUCAGCGUCUCACCACACUGGGGGGAAAGGCACUGCAAACAAUUACUGAAAAAAAUCGACAGCUACUGUUUGUUUGCCAUUACCCAAGGACUUGGGGACCCGGGUGCUCCCCCAGCACGACAUGUUGAUUUUCAGUGUGCAGAUGGACUGAAACGCAUAGAUUUUUCUCAGCCAAUAACUGUGCAAUUACACAAAUUAAAUCUUCCAAAGUAUGAAAUGCUCCAAUCAGAAAAAGACCGCCGUUGGUGGUUGAGCUAUGGGAAGAAUUUAAACAUACACUGUGUAAACAGUACCUUAACAUUUCCAAAAUCCCAAAUAUAGGAAAACUAUACAGACAUACAGAUAUAUAGGCCAACUCUUAGUAAUAUGAAAUAUACUUAAAGAGCUUUUAAAACUUUGUAUUUUUGUACAAAAUAUUUGCCUUUUACAAUUUUCCUUUGUCAUUUUACCAAUGUAAUACAUGAAGCCAAAGAAAACAAUAAUGGUACUAAUAAAAUCUCAUAGGGUUUCUUGUCAGAUUUGGUUCUACCCAGUGGCAAAGAAUUUUCUCAGUUGGGGGGUAAUAAAUACAUGUGUUACA